UCUAAUUCAAACGCACAGUGAGGGCAGCGAAGACGAAGGAGGAGUUGAACACAAGCUCCCAGCAAAAACUUCCCUUGUCAAUGUCUAUGUGGGCCUCGCGGUGUGCAGCACGUCUGGGACAGAAACACUUCGGAUUGUAAAAAUAAACUAAAGUUUGUGACUAACUAAAGAGAGGAGCAUGUACAUUCAAACACGGAGACAUUCUUUUGAGCUGUUAUUCAAGUCUGUAACGGUUAGUUAAAAUAAUGGAAAUUGGGGAAGUAUGGUUUUGCGUGUUAUUGAACGACUUGGAGAGCGCGCACCUACGGAAAGGGUAACCACAUGCAAACGGAUUGGGAGAGGAGGACACUGGUGAAGAAGUGACUAUUUAAUUCCACAAAGAAAUUGUGAGAGAAUUGUGACAGGUAUGAAUAACGGCACGAUAAAAGAUGGGCCCCGAGAGCCCACUAUUCCGGUGAUUAUGUUUAUUUUAGGAGUGGUGGGGAAUGUCAUCGCCAUCGUGGUGCUCCGAAAGUCUCGGAAAGAACAGAAGGAGACCACCUUCUACACGCUGGUGUGCGGGCUUGCAGUGACCGACCUUUUGGGCACGCUGCUGGCCAGCCCCGUCACCAUCGCCACCCGUGUGCAAGGGAAGUGGCCGGGAGGAGAGUCACUGUGUCAGUACUCCGGCUUCAUCCUUCUCUUCUUCUUUCUGGUCGGCCUCAGCAUUAUCUGUGCCAUGUCCAUAGAGAGAUACUUGGCCAUAAAUCAUGCAUAUUUCUACAACCAUUACGUGGACCAAAGACUUGCUGCGUUGACGCUUGCGGGAAUCUACAUCUCCAACGUGCUGUUCUGCGCGCUGCCUGCCAUGGGACUCGGUAAGGUGAAAAAGCAGUUCCCAGAGACCUGGUGCUUCAUCGACUGGCGGACUAACGACUCCACGCACGCCGCCUUCUCCUAUAUGUAUGCCGGGGUGAGCUCUUUCCUCAUCCUCACCACGGUCAUAUGCAACGUGCUGGUGUGCGGGGCGCUGAUUAUGAUGCACAAGCGGUUCAUCCGCAGGACAUCGCUGGGUACGGAACAGGGAGGUCGCAUAGCUGUCCUCAGGCGCAGACGGAGCUUCCAACGCAUGGCCGGCGCAGAGAUCCAGAUGGUCAUUCUGCUCAUCGCUACCUCCGUGGUGGUUCUCAUCUGCUCCAUACCUUUAGUGCUGCGGGUGUUUGUGAACCAGCUGUCUAUGGUUGCGUUCGACGCCCAUUCAACUCCCCUGGAGAAGAACCCAGAUCUCCACGCCAUCCGCAUUGCCUCCAUCAACCCUAUCCUGGAUCCCUGGAUCUACAUCCUGCUGAGGAAGACUGUCCUGCUGAAGCUGGUGGAGAAGAUCAAGUGUCUGUUCUGCCGUAUGGGCUGCCGGGGGCGGGGCUCAGGGGUCAGGGGUCAAUUUCGCUGCGGAGGUGAAGGUCAUCCGAAUUCGUCCAUUGUAUCCCGGGAUUCGCCAUCGCUGGUGUCCCGCGAGCUGAGGGAGGUCAUCAGUACUUCACAGACGUUUCUUUAUUUGCCGGAGGGGACCGGGGGGGGGGGGUCUAGAGGGACAGGGACAGGGGGAGAGGGAAGACCCAGCCCCUCGGCUGUGGAGUGCUCCCUGCUACAGGACCAACAGACACCAGGGGGGGAAGGGGAUGCAAAAUGAUUCCAAAAAGGGCACUUUAGGCCCCAGUAUAUCAAUGAGGACAGAUGGGACAGUUGAUCCUUCACCUCUGAACAGGGUGCCAUCGGUCAGAAAAGACAAGACUCUACAUGUGACGUUUACAGACGAGACACUGAACUU
Molecule: messenger RNA, 1807 nt
Organism: Oncorhynchus gorbuscha (pink salmon)
Lineage: Eukaryota; Metazoa; Chordata; Actinopteri; Salmoniformes; Salmonidae
Product: prostaglandin E2 receptor EP4 subtype-like
Exons: 2
Coding region: 407-1669 (420 amino acids)
Biological process (GO): inflammatory response; positive regulation of cytosolic calcium ion concentration; adenylate cyclase-activating G protein-coupled receptor signaling pathway
Cellular component (GO): plasma membrane
Molecular function (GO): prostaglandin E receptor activity
Source: RefSeq, a predicted model, not a curated record